Molecule: messenger RNA, 1480 nt
Organism: Vitis riparia (riverbank grape)
Lineage: Eukaryota; Viridiplantae; Streptophyta; Magnoliopsida; Vitales; Vitaceae
Product: gamma-glutamyl hydrolase 2-like
Exons: 10
Coding region: 158-1318 (386 amino acids)
Biological process (GO): tetrahydrofolylpolyglutamate metabolic process
Cellular component (GO): vacuole
Molecular function (GO): gamma-glutamyl-peptidase activity
Source: RefSeq, a predicted model, not a curated record
UUGUCUCCCUUCAAAUUUUCCAGACUCCCAACCACCACUCACCGCCAGCCACCCGGCGCGUCCGCCACCUUCGCCACAUCCAUGUCAAUACUCUCCAUCACUACCACUACCAACACGAUCGCCAUCACAACGAACAAUUACUUCUCUCGCCACCACCAUGCCGGCUCAUUUCCUCUCUAGCUCUCCCUCCGCCUCCACCUCCACCUCAUCCACCGCAUCGCCCGCCGAUUCCUCCGACAUGCCAAAAGACGCCGUUUCAGCUUCCUCCUCCUCCUCCGGUCGCUACUCCGAGAUCUGGAACUACCUCUGGGUUCCUCUCUUGCUUUCCGUCUCUAAAGAGUUGACCGCUGCUAAAGCCGAGUCCACGAUACUGCUCCCGAGUGAUGUCCGACUUGGGUCGGCUCGAUCGUCUCCGAGUUGCCCGGCGCCUGAUCCUAAGUUGAAUUUCCGGCCAGUGGUCGGGAUUUUGACUCAUCCUGGGGACGGCGCCUCCGGCAGGCUUAACAAUGAUACAAAGGCCUCGUACAUUGCGGCGUCGUACGUGAAAUUCGUUGAAUCGGCUGGCGCUCGCGUUAUUCCCCUAAUUUAUAACGAGCCUCUUGAGAUUCUCCAUGAGAAGCUCAACCUGGUCAAUGGAGUUAUUUUUACUGGAGGAUGGGCGAAAAGCGGUUUGUACUACAAGACUGUUGGGGAGAUUUUUAAGAAAAGUUUAGAGAAGAAUGAUGUUGGGGACCACUUUCCUGUACUUGCCAUCUGCUUGGGUUUCGAACUUUUAACAAUGAUCAUCAGUAAGGACAUAAAAAUUCUUGAAGAAUUUAGUGCAGCAGAUCAAGCAUCCACCCUCAAUUUCAUGAAAAACACAGAUAUUAGAGGAACAGUAUUUCAGAGGUUUCCUCCAGAUUUACUGAGAAAAUUGAGUACUGAUUGUCUUGUCAUGCAAAACCAUCAUUAUGGAAUAUCACCAGAAAGGUUCCAAGAGAAUACUGAUCUAUCUAGUUUCUUUAAGAUCUUAACUACUAGCACGGAUGAAGAUGAUAAGGUAUAUGUCUCCACAGCACAAGCCCGCAGCUAUCCUGUGACUGCAUUCCAAUGGCAUCCAGAGAAAAAUGCAUUUGAAUGGGGGUUGUCGAGGAUUCCACACUCUGAAGAUGCAGUUCAAGUGACGCAACAUGUUGCCAACUUUUUUAUCAGUGAAGCUAGGAAAUCUCUGAACAGGCCACCUGCUCGCAAAGUGCUUGACAACCUUAUUUACAAUUACAGUCCCACUUACUGUGGGAAGGCUGGGAAGGGAUAUGACGAGGUUUACAUCUUCUCCUGAGGCAUUUGUAUCUGUAAGAAGUUAAUUCUCACAUUGUAAAAAGAAAUCUAUUGUGAUGUAAGGACUGCUCUCAUUAGUAUUGAACUGAACUGGACGUUAAUUGUUGCAAUAUUUUACUUGUUCCAGCGUCUGAAGCUGGGCUUUUAGUCUGUUUCUGUUAGA